AUGGUUUACCAAUUAACUUGCACCUCAAUUUCCAUCUUCUUGAAUCUUGUCUUAUUGAUGUUGAUCUGGAGAAAAUCACCACCACAGACAGGGAGAUAUCGGUGGCUGAUGACUUUCACAGCUUGCUUUGAGAUUUUCUGGGGAACUUUUGAUCUACCGGCUGAAAUUAUUGCUCACUCUGUCGGAUGUGCUUUCAUAACGUUCCGAAUCAACAAACCCGACUCCGUGCUUGAUCCUGAACAUUCAUCGUGGGUGGUACUAACCUACACAGCCAUCUUCGGAGCAUCAAUGGCAAUGUUCGCAUCUCAUUUCGUCUAUCGAUAUGGAUCAAUAGAAAAAAGUUUCGGAAAGAAAUUUACAUCUGGAUGGAAAUUCGGUCUUCUCUUCUUCUUUCCUAUUCUUUACUGCUUUUGGUGGGGCGCAGUAGUGAGAAUUUGGUUUUGGAAGAAUCCAGACAUGGAUGAGUAUACUCGAGACGUGAUCAAUAGAACUACAGGACAGCCCAUUGAAAACAUUAGUUACAUUGGUACAAAGUUCUACAAUUUCGUAACAAACGGAACGAUGACUUUCAAUAAACCAGCGUGGAUUGGGGUCACACAAAUGUGGUUCAUGGUGGGAACAUCAGUAGGAUGCGUGUUCGGUUUUGGUAUCAUGUGUUAUCUCCGUCUAUCAAAUACCCUUUCAAUUGUCUCCAGUUCUUUCAACAACCUCCAGAAGCAGCUAUUUUAUGCACUCGUCCUUCAAACAAUGAUCCCUCUUGUGUUAAUGCAUACCCCGAUUACUGUAUUCUUCUUGUGCCCUAUGCUGAAUAUUGAUACUGAUUUUGCUACUGCACUCAUUUUGAUUACUAUAACCUUGUAUCCAGCUGUAGACCCUCUUCCAAGUUUCUUCAUUAUCAAAAGCUACCGUGAAGCGAUGCUGGAGAUUUUCAGAGCAGUUCUCUGCUUGAACAGUGGAAGCUCUCAAGUUGGGGACAGUGUGAUAUCUCAUCACGGUGCUGUUCCUAAAAACUCGGUAGCUUUAACCAAAAUGUCAACUAAUCCAAAAUAA
Messenger RNA from Caenorhabditis briggsae, 1050 nucleotides. It is a transcript of the gene Cbr-str-188, whose product is annotated as Protein CBR-STR-188. The transcript has 5 exons. Gene Ontology annotation, molecular function: G protein-coupled olfactory receptor activity. NCBI's taxonomy places the organism in Eukaryota, Metazoa, Nematoda, Chromadorea, Rhabditida, Rhabditidae. Gene Ontology annotation, biological process: olfactory behavior; G protein-coupled receptor signaling pathway. The record is from RefSeq and is a predicted model, not a curated record. The coding region runs from base 1 to 1050 and encodes 349 amino acids.